Myxozyma melibiosi is the source of this 1428-nucleotide messenger RNA. RefSeq lists its product as uncharacterized. Bases 300 to 1304 code for a protein of 334 amino acids. The record is from RefSeq and is a predicted model, not a curated record. NCBI's taxonomy places the organism in Eukaryota, Fungi, Ascomycota, Lipomycetes, Lipomycetales, Lipomycetaceae. The transcript has a single exon.
GUUGCUAGAAGUUGACACGCAGGCUUCAGAUGCGGAACUCUGGGCAGCAAUUAUGCCUGGCGAUGCAGCAGUUCCUGCUGCAGAGCACAUGGACAAGACUGUGGAGCAGUGGUUGAUGUACCUGGCUGAGACGGGAGAGCAGGUGUUGAUGAGUAAAUGUGAGCAGUUGAUUGCUGCGCUUGAGCGCGAGGGUGAGCGGGCGCUGGGUAGACUACGAGAGUGUUGAUACAUGAUUAUAAUACAGAUAUAAGAAGAAUAUAACAAUAUUAGUAAGAUAUAAUAGUAGUAGAAUAUCAAAUAUGACGACAACUUCAAGAAAGUUUUGCUUCAAGCUGCGUGCGGCGGCUUCUGCUAAAUUAAGACAUCGAAAUCCCUCGUUUCAACCUCCACAACCACCUUCUUCUUCCUCUUCUUACACAAAGACAAACAUGGCAAACCCGCCAGAGAUCUCUGUCGACUGCGGCACAGACGACGAUCAAGAGACCGACACUCUCUCGCAGAAAUCAGGCUCUUCCGUCACCGGCGGGAUCCUCGUGCAGCAGCAGCAGCAGCAGCAGCAGCAGCAGCAGCAGCAUCAUCAUCAUCAGUCGCCCUCUGGAUCUGGAGCUGCGCGCCAUGUGUCGUUUGACGAAGGACGCGCGUUGACAGAGAAGAAGGAUAAAGAGCGCGAGAUGGAACGCGAAAAAGAGCAGGAGCGCGAGCGUAAGCGGACGACUGGGUUUAAUGGUUUUCAAGAGCGGUUCGCGUCGCGGUGGGGGAGGAGUCCUAGUCCGGCUGCGCGGAGGUCGUCGAACGAUGUCACAGAUGACGAGGACGACGAGGAUGAGAAAAGAGCAGAGAAGGAGGGACAGGAGAGGUUGGGUGUCGAAGAAGGCAAGAAGCAGAAGCAGCGGAGACGGGCGCUGAGUCCGGCUGUGAGGAGACGAACAGAGGAUGAGGACGAGGUCGGCGAGUCCGGCAGACGGCUUGAGAAGUUGUCUGUGCACGACGACAGCAGUUCCCGGCGCGGACAGUCUGUCGAGCGGCUGUCUUCGUCGUCGAGGAAGUCGUUUUUCGGAAACAAAAAGUUCAAUCCGGAAGAUCCCGAGACGGAGGAAGAAAAGCAGACGAGGAGACGGCUGAAUAUUGUGACUUCGUUUAUUCGAAAACAGAGAAUCGGCAUGAUGACCUCGAGGACUAUCAAGGGGUGGCUGGUUUCCAGUUCUAUUGCCAUUGCUGAGAUGGUGAGCUGCAUAGUUGUGUUUGUUGUUUGUUGUUUGAUUGUUUCAUUUCUGACAGUGAUGUUUGUAGGAGUAUGGAGUUGAUUUUAUGUUUCAUGCAAACACUCGCACUUGCAAGGUCGAAGAUCUUGACGACGACAAUCACGUCAAUCUGUCUUUUCAAAACAGCGAGACCGUAUGUGUUUGUGUUUUGUCCCGAUCUGCUUCU